This is a messenger RNA of Tinamus guttatus (white-throated tinamou), 840 nucleotides long. The record is from RefSeq and is a predicted model, not a curated record. Lineage: Eukaryota; Metazoa; Chordata; Aves; Tinamiformes; Tinamidae.
AUGUGGCCGGGAAUAGCGGUUCCCCGGGCAGCGGGGCAGGAUCGGGCCUGCCCGGCGCGAGGCCGCGCGGAGCGUUUCGCCACCCGAGUUCCUAUCCGGGCAGGAUCGCUGUCGCGCUUCCCUGCAGAGCGGCCGGCUCCCAAACGCUCUGCUAAUCAUAGCUCCGGCUUCCUGUUUUCCCGGGGAGGAGCGAAGGGCUCCUCGGGCCGCUUCCCGGGGCCGCCGUGCCGGGGGGAUCCGUGCGCCUCGCAGGGCUGCUCUAGUUCCCUGGCGCCGCCAGCGCCGCCGGCCCCGGCGCCGACCCUCUCGCCCGCCCGCAGGUGUAAGGUCUGCCCCUUGACAUUCUUCACCAAGUCGGAGAUGCAGAUCCACUCCAAGUCGCACACGGAGGCCAAGCCCCACAAGUGCCCGCAUUGCUCCAAGUCCUUCGCCAACGCGUCCUACCUGGCGCAGCACCUGCGCAUCCACCUGGGCGUCAAGCCCUACCACUGCUCCUACUGCGAGAAGUCCUUCCGGCAGCUCUCCCACCUCCAGCAGCACACGCGAAUCCACACCGGAGACAGACCCUACAAGUGCCCGCACCCCGGCUGCGAAAAGGCCUUCACGCAACUCUCCAACCUCCAGUCUCACCAGCGACAGCACAACAAGGACAAGCCCUACAAGUGCCCCAACUGCUACCGGGCUUACACGGACUCGGCGUCGCUGCAGAUCCACCUCUCGGCGCACGCCAUCAAGCACGCCAAGGCCUAUUGCUGCAGCAUGUGCGGCCGCGCGUAUACCUCGCCGUGCGGAGGCCGCGGCCUCGACGGGGACGUUCGUGUCCUGCCGGGGACGGGGUAG